Messenger RNA from Mycosarcoma maydis (corn smut), 801 nucleotides. RefSeq names its product putative glutaredoxin. Bases 1 to 801 code for a protein of 266 amino acids. The transcript has a single exon. NCBI's taxonomy places the organism in Eukaryota, Fungi, Basidiomycota, Ustilaginomycetes, Ustilaginales. The record is from RefSeq and is a predicted model, not a curated record. Gene Ontology annotation, molecular function: 2 iron, 2 sulfur cluster binding.
AUGUCUGCCGAAGCAGGACCCAGCAACCUCGUCGAGGUCACCUCGCCCGAGCACUUUACCGAGAUCAUGCAGAAGGACUUGACUCGGAUCUCGCUGCUCAACUUUCAUGCUCCGUGGGCCGAGCCAUGCAAACAGAUGAACGAAGUGGUCCGCGAGAUCGCCAUCAAGUAUCCUCAAGUGCUGUGUCUCGAAAUCGAGGCAGAGUCUCUUCCGGAUGUCUCUGAAUCCUUCGACAUCGAGGCAGUACCCUCGUUUGUAUUGCUUCGUGGUCACACGCUCCUCUCUCGCAUCAGCGGUGCCAACGCUUCUGCCCUCUCGGCAGCUGUCGCAACACACGCUGCUUCCGCUCGAUCCAACGGCACUGGCAGUGUCUCCAAGACCUCGGCCGCCCCACGUGCUGCGUCAGACGUCUACGACGCUUCAAGUUCCAAACGUAACGGCGCUUCCACCUACGCUGACGAGGAAGACGAGGAAAAUGUUGUGCCCGAGACAGAAGAGGAAAUCUUUGCGAGGUGCAAAAAGCUCAUGGAACAGAGCAAGGUGAUGCUUUUCAUGAAGGGCGACCCGGACACACCGCGUUGCGGUUUCAGCCAGAAAACGGUCAACCUUUUGCGACAAGAAAAGGUUGAUUUCGGCCACUACGACAUUCUCAAGGACGAAAAUGUACGACAGGGUCUUAAGAAGCUCAAUGAAUGGCCUACUUUCCCACAGAUCAUUGUCAAUGGCGAGCUUAUCGGUGGUCUUGACAUCCUCAAGGAGAGCAUCGAGAGCGGAGAGUUCCAAGAGAUGCUCCAUGCUUGA